Phialemonium atrogriseum is the source of this 2554-nucleotide messenger RNA. Its product is annotated as mitochondrial translation optimization protein. The transcript has 2 exons. Bases 91 to 2193 code for a protein of 700 amino acids. The record is from RefSeq and is a predicted model, not a curated record. Gene Ontology annotation, cellular component: cytosol; mitochondrion. NCBI's taxonomy places the organism in Eukaryota, Fungi, Ascomycota, Sordariomycetes, Cephalothecales, Cephalothecaceae. Gene Ontology annotation, molecular function: flavin adenine dinucleotide binding. Gene Ontology annotation, biological process: mitochondrial tRNA wobble uridine modification; tRNA methylation.
CGGCGAUAACACCUCGACGGACUUGACAUGCGCAACACAGGAAACUGAUCAGCUCACUCUCCUUGCCAUGGGAUAGAUCCUACGGCAAUCAUGACGAAGAUAGUGAUUCCAAGAAUCCUAAGGCUUGCCAGACGGCCAAUCGCGCCACAAACACCACGAUCUAUUAGAAGGAGGGCAUUCGCAACAGUAGCUUCAGACUCCAGACCUUUUGAUGUAGUAGUCAUCGGCGGCGGGCACGCCGGCUCAGAAGCAUGUGCGGCAGCGGCGCGGUCCGGCGCUCGCACCGCCCUCAUCACGCCCAAGAUCGACAACCUUGGCACCUGCUCGUGCAACCCGAGCUUCGGCGGCAUCGGCAAGGGAACCAUCAUACGCGAGAUCGACGCACUCGACGGCCUCGCGGCCCGCGUCAUCGACAAGGCCGGCGUGCAGUUCAAGGUGCUGAACCGGAAGAAGGGCGCGGCCGUGUGGGGUCCUAGGGCGCAGAUCGACCGCGCGCUGUACAAGAAGUACAUGCGCGAGGAGCUGGAGGGGUACAAGAACCUCUCCAUCAUAAUGGGGAGCGUGUCAGAUAUCGUGGUGGCCGAGAACGAUGACGGGACCGCUGGGGCGAAGAGCAAGAUCACAGGGGUCCGGCUGGAGUCGGGCGAGGUGCUGCCGACGACCCAGGUCGUCAUCACGACGGGGACGUUCCUGGGCGGCGAGAUACACAUCGGCCUGGAGGCAUACCCGUCGGGGCGGAUGGGCGAGGCGGCCACGUUCGGCCUCAGCAAAUCCCUCAAGGACGCGGGCUUCCAGCUCGGCAGGUUGAAGACGGGCACGCCGCCGCGGCUGGCAAGGAGGAGCAUCGAUUUCAGGGCGCUCGAGGUGCAGCCCGGCGACGACCCGCCGGCGCCCUUCAGCUACCUCAACGACAGCGUCGCGGUGCAGGACCAGCUGCUCUGCCAUGCUACGUAUACCAACGCCGCUACGCACGACGUCGUGCGCGCCAACCUUGACAAGACGAUCCACAUCCGCGAGACGGUCAAAGGCCCGCGGUACUGCCCAUCGCUCGAGUCCAAGAUCAUCCGCUUCGGCCACCGCGAGCGGCACAUCGUGUGGCUCGAGCCCGAGGGCUUCGACACUGACGUCAUCUACCCCAACGGCCUGUCCAUGACGAUCCCCGCCGACGCCCAGCAGCAGCUGCUCCGCACGAUCCCCGGCCUGGAGGACGUGACGAUGCUGCAGCCGGGGUACGGGGUCGAGUACGACUACGUGGACCCGCGGGGGCUGCGUGCGACGCUCGAGACCAAGGCGAUCCGCGGCCUCUUCCUGGCGGGGCAGAUCAACGGCACGACGGGCUACGAGGAGGCGGCGGGGCAGGGCAUCGUGGCGGGGAUCAACGCCGGGCGCGCGUCGCGCGGCCUGGCCCCCGUGACCGUCUCCCGCGGCGACGGCUACAUCGGCGUCAUGAUCGACGACCUCGUGACCAAGGGCGUGUCGGAGCCCUACCGCAUGUUCACGUCGCGCUCCGAGUUCCGCAUGUCGGCCCGCUCCGACAACGCCGACGCCCGCCUGACGGGCCUCGGCCGCGCCUGGGGCGUCGUCUCGGACCGGCGUUGGCGCGCCUUCUCCGACGAGCGCGCCCAGGUCGCCGAGCUGACGGCCCUCCUCCUCGGCGCGACCCGCCCGGCCUCGGCCUGGCGCGCCGCCGGCUUCGCCGUCCGCAGCGACCCGCAUCCGCGCUCGGGCCUCGACCUCCUCCGCCUACGCGGCGUCUCGGGCGUCGACGACCUCCUCCCGCACCUCCCCGACGCCGUCGCAGCGUCCUUCCCGGCCCGCGUGCGCGCCCGCGUCGGCGUCGAGGCCCUCUACGCACCCUACGUCGCCAUGCAGGGGGCCGAGCGCGCCCGCGUCGCCCGCGACGAGGGCCUGGCGCUCGACCCGGCGCUCGACUACGCCGCCGUCCCGGGGCUCAGCAUGGCCGAGCGGGCGGCGCUCGCGGCCACGCGGCCCGAGAACCUGGGCCAGGCGAGGAGGGUCGAGGGCGUCACGCCCGCCGGGUGCGUCAGGCUGCUGAGGUACGUGCAGAGGGCGCGGGGCAGCGAGGGGGCGCCCGAGGCGGAGGCGGAGGCGGAGGUGGCUGGUCUCGGGGAGGUGGUGGACGGCGAGGACAUGGAGACGCUGGAUGCGAAGGCGAGGGCUGCCGACUUUUGAGCGUUCUUCUGGCCGGGCCAAGGUGUGUCUGGGGAGAGGGGAGGCUUGAUUAUUAUUGUUAUUAUCAAACAUCAUGCAUAAGAAGCGAUAGGAGCGGGAGAACACAUGUAUCAUGCUGUAUGAAUAGGGGGCUUGUCAGUGACUAUUGAAUGAUCCUGGCCAGGAUGGGGUUCCAGCUUCGGUGGAAAUUGGGUUUAUUCUUUUUUACAUAUACAACACCAACCAUUAUAUAAAACAACAGUGGGAGGGUCAUCAUCCCCCCUUAUGUAUGUAGGCCUGCCAAAUAUACCCAUACAGUUAGACAGGGGAACAUUUGGUAACGGGUUAACAGCACGGAAUAGCUUUCAGAAUUCCAUUACCC